Messenger RNA from Carassius auratus (goldfish), 1269 nucleotides. Its product is annotated as protein FAM3C-like. The record is from RefSeq and is a predicted model, not a curated record. Bases 170 to 916 code for a protein of 248 amino acids. The transcript has 11 exons. NCBI's taxonomy places the organism in Eukaryota, Metazoa, Chordata, Actinopteri, Cypriniformes, Cyprinidae.
CGACAGAACUACAAACACAGCCGCGCGGCUACGGAGUCCACAAAUGGACAAUCGUCUUCUUUAUUAUAGCAAUUCCUUAUAAAUACUACGCGGACAUACGAAAGGCAUUGUUCUUCUGAAUGAUGAAAGUACAGUUACUGUGAGGGGAGCUGAGCAUAAUAAUUCAGUCAUGAUAUACAUUCGAAGAGUUGGUCCCCUUGUGCUACACAAGAGUCAGAGAGACAAAAAAAAAAUUAGAUUCGUUCUCAUGGUGACUGCCCUCAUAAUAUCCAUAAGCCUUGUCCUCAAACUCCUGCAGGCAAAUCCUGAAUUAACAUUAUCAAAUUUAGUAGAAAGGUCAGAAGGGGGAGCAGCUUCUUUCCAGCUGAAAACUGAUGAUCCCAAAGAUGAUGGUCCUAGAGGCAAAUGUGGCCUCGCAAAACCAUGUGCUGGAAAUGAUUAUACAUUUAAGAUUUACAGUGGCGCAACAAACAUAAUUGGACCACAAAUAUGCUUUGAGGGGAAAAUGAUAAUAGAGAAAGACAGACGAGGAAAGCGACCAGGAAUUAAUAUUGCUGUCAUCAACGAAAAAACGGGUGAACACAUCAAGACUGGCAUCUUCAAUAUGUGGAACGGAAAGGUUGAGGAGCUGAUAGAGUUUCUGAAGUCAAUCGAGGAUGGUUCUCUUGUGUUGAUCGCCACUUUUGAUGAUCCAGCCACAAAACUUAAUGAUGAAGCAAGGACACUUAUUGCAGAGCUUGGAAGUUCAUAUAUUUCCCAGUUGAAAUUCAGAGAUAAUUGGCUCUUUGUGGGAGGGAAGAACACAAGAACACAAGUCACUUUUGAGCAGCACCUAAAGAAUGACAGGAAAACCAAUAAGUACGAAAGCUGGCCAGAAAUGAUUGAGAUGGAAGGUUGCAUACCUCGAAUAGACUGAUUUUUCCUGCAGCACAAUUUGAUCUGCCAAAUAAUGCCUUUUAAAUCAGGCCUCAGAUGAUGUUUUCGCAUCUACGGUUAAUAGAACGAGCUGAGCCACGAUGCAUUUUCCGAUGUGUUUCAUGAUAUACAGACUGCUAUUUGUCUACUUUUGUGGAAAUACCAUUCUGUUAAUAUUUCUGAGGCCAUUUCACUGUUUCAACUUUGGUGGUGAAAACUCUUAUGAUAGAGGUUAUCCUGGAAAUCAUUUUAAUUUUGAUAUGUUUGUGAACAUUUUGAUAAAUGUUUGAACAUUUUUGAUAAUGUUUAUUUUUGUUGUCUUUUUUUUUUUGGAGGUGUUUUUUAAAUGUCAUU